This is a messenger RNA of Strongyloides ratti, 1527 nucleotides long. RefSeq names its product T-complex protein 1 subunit beta. The record is from RefSeq and is a predicted model, not a curated record. Gene Ontology annotation, biological process: protein folding. Gene Ontology annotation, molecular function: ATP hydrolysis activity; ATP-dependent protein folding chaperone; ATP binding. Lineage: Eukaryota; Metazoa; Nematoda; Chromadorea; Rhabditida; Strongyloididae. The coding region runs from base 1 to 1527 and encodes 508 amino acids. The transcript is spliced from 3 exons. Gene Ontology annotation, cellular component: cytosol; chaperonin-containing T-complex.
AUGGUUGUUGCUAUGAAUGUUUUGAAACAAACGGCUGAAGAAGAACGUGGUGAAAAUGCUCGUAUGGCAAAUUUUGUUGGUGCUAUUGCUAUUGGUGAUCUCGUUAAAAGCACUCUCGGACCAAAGGGAAUGGAUAAAAUUCUCACUAGUGGUCAAAAUAUCUAUCAACAAAUCACAGUUACAAAUGAUGGUGCAACAAUUUUAAAAUCAAUUGGUGUUGAUAAUCCGGCAGCUAAAGUUCUAGUAAAUGUUUCAAUGACACAAGACAGUGAGGUUGGUGAUGGAACAACUUCUGUAACAGUUUUAGCUGCUGAAUUAUUAAAAGAAGCUGAAAAAUUGAUUGGUCAGAAAAUUCAUCCACAAACAAUUAUUAAUGGUUUUAGAAAAGCUUCUAUCAAAGCUCAAAAAGUUUUAGCUGAUUCUGCUAUUCAAACUAAAGAUAUGCGUGAAGAUUUACUAAAAAUUGCCAGAACAACACUUGGUUCCAAAAUAGUAGCUCAACAUAAAGAAUUCUUUUCAAAUUUAGCUGUUGAUGUUGUAAUGAGAAUGGAAGGAAGUUCUAAUCUUGAGAGUAUACAAUAUAUAAAGAAGCUCGGUGGUUCUAUGGAAGACUCUUAUCUUGAUGAUGGAUUUUUGCUUGAAAAAACUGUUGGAUAUAAUCAACCUAGGCGUAUGGAAAAUUGUAAUAUUCUCCUAGCAAAUACUCCUAUGGAUAAUGAUAAAGUAAAAGUUUUUGGUACCCGUGUACAUGUUGAUUCUGUUGCUAAAGUUGCUGAUCUUGAGAAAGCUGAGAAAGAAAAAAUGAAAGAUAAAGUUGAGAAAAUAUUAAAACAUGGAUCUGGUAUUAUGUCUAUUGAACAUGCUGAUUUUGAAGGAUGCGAAAGAUUAGCACUUGUCUUAAAUUGUGAUAUUGUUUCAACAUUUGACACUCCAGAAAAUGUUAGAAUGGGAAAAUGCGAUUUAAUUGAAGAAGUUACAAUUGGAGAAGAUACUCUUCUUCGUUUUUCAGGUGUUCCAGGAAAAAAAGCUUGCUCAGUUGUACUUCGCGGAGCAACAAAACAAAUUCUUGAUGAGGCUGAACGCUCACUUCAUGAUGCCUUUUGUGUGUUAACAACUCAUGUUAAAAAUUCAAAAACAAUUGCUGGUGCAGGUGCUUCUGAAGUUAUGAUGUCAAAUGCUAUUUUGGAAGAAGCUUUAAAAACAGCAGGAAAAGAAGGUCUUGCUAUUGAAGCAUUUGGACGUGCACUUCUUCAACUUCCAACAAUUAUUUGUGAUAAUGCUGGUUUAGAUUCAGCCGAUCUCGUAUCUCAACUUCGUGCUGCUCAUGCAACUGGAAAGAAAAAUAUGGGAAUUGAUAUUGAAAAUGGAAGAAUUGCUGAUAUUCUUGAACUUGGUGUAAUUGAAUCAUUAAGUGUUAAAAUGAAUGUUGUAACUGCAGCUACUGAAGCAGCUGAACAGAUUCUUCGUGUUGAUGAUAUUCUUAAGUGCACCCCACGACCAAGAGCACCAGAUAAUCGUCCCUGUUAA